Protopterus annectens (West African lungfish) is the source of this 3752-nucleotide messenger RNA. It is a transcript of the gene NFKB2, whose product is annotated as nuclear factor kappa B subunit 2. Lineage: Eukaryota; Metazoa; Chordata; Ceratodontiformes; Protopteridae. Gene Ontology annotation, biological process: cellular response to stress; regulation of transcription by RNA polymerase II; inflammatory response. The record is from RefSeq and is a predicted model, not a curated record. Bases 377 to 3316 code for a protein of 979 amino acids. The transcript is spliced from 24 exons. Gene Ontology annotation, molecular function: RNA polymerase II cis-regulatory region sequence-specific DNA binding; protein binding; DNA-binding transcription factor activity, RNA polymerase II-specific. Gene Ontology annotation, cellular component: cytoplasm.
GACUUUCCGGCAUUAGAAUGCAGAGCUUGGACAGAUUCUUGGGUGCGACCGGACUAUACAGUAAAGCGCUGAAGUGUUCUAAAAAAUCUGGAGAAAGAAAAUAAAACUAUCUGUAUUUUAUCUGUAUUUUGGAAAUAACUAUCACAAGAGUGUGACGCGGCCUUCUGAAGGAGAGCGUGGCAGUAAUAACGCACAGAAGUAAAAGGGACGGAAACUUUGUUGGACCAGGAAUAUCUGGACCUUACUUUACACUCAGGUGGGGAAAGGCCGUGGACAGCAGGAUCUGUAUCUCCCAAGAUUUUCAGGAGUGGAAGAGUGCUACAAUUUUUCUUAUAAGACAGCAACGGAAUACCACCUUUUGGUAAGCAAUACAUUAAUGCCUUUCAGGAUGGCAGGGGACUUUGACCCAACUACUUCUAAACACAUUGAUGACAUUGAUUAUGGAAUGCAGCCGUUCAUGUAUAAUGGUGUGGAGCCUUUGUUGGAAACAGCUAAUGGUCCAUAUCUUGUCAUUCUCGAACAACCAAAACAGCGUGGAUUUAGAUUCCGAUAUGGCUGUGAGGGACCUUCUCAUGGUGGACUGCCUGGAGCUUCCAGUGAGAAAGGAAGGAAGACAUAUCCCACUGUGAAGAUCUGUGGAUAUGAGGGACCAGCAAAGAUUGAAGUGGAACUGGUGCUGCACACUGAUCCACCACUACUGCACGCUCAUAGUCUGGUGGGGAAACAGUGCACUGAUGAAGGAAUCUGUGUGGUCAGCGUGGGACCUGAAGAUAUGACAGCACAAUUUAGUAAUCUGGGAAUUCUACAUGUAACAAAGAAGAAUGUAAAGGACAUAAUGGUAAAAAAGUUAUUGCGUCAGAGGGACAAGAAAAGGCUUGCUACUGGAGACAACUAUCCACUCGUUAAUCGUGAAGAAGAACUCAAAACAAUUGAGCAAGAGGUGUGUGAGCUAAAAAAAGCAAUGGAUCUGAGUGUUGUACGGCUCAUGUUUACUGCUUAUCUGCCAGACAGCUGUGGGCGUUUUACUCUACCAUUGAAGCCGGUCAUAUCUGAUCCUAUCCAUGACAGCAAAUCACCAGCUGCCUGCAACCUGAAAAUCUCACGAAUUGAUCGGACCUCAGGCUCAGCACGUGGAGGGGAUGAAGUCUACCUACUGUGUGAUAAAGUGCAGAAGGAUGACAUUGAAGUGCGAUUUUAUGAAGAUGAUGAAGAUGGGUGGCAAGCAUUUGGAGACUUUUCACCAACAGAUGUUCACAAGCAGUAUGCGAUAGUUUUCAAAACUCCACCAUAUCGUAAAGUACUGAUUGACAGGCCGGUGACAGUCUUUAUUCAGUUAAAGAGGAAAAGAGGAGGAGAUGCAAGUGAACCAAAACAAUUCACUUACUACCCAGUGCUUGAAGAUAAAGAAGAGGUUGAGCGGAAGAGAAGGAAGCACCUCCCACAGUUCAAUCCUUAUGGAGGCGGACCACCUGCAGGUGGAGCAGGAGGUACAGGAGGAAACACUGGGUAUAAUGGAACUGGUCAUUUUGAUAUUUCUUAUCCGGGAAUGAGUAAUCCUAGCCUCUUCUUAGCUGGUGGUCAUCCUAUGGGAAAUUACCAAGGCUUCCAGAUGUCUGGAGGAGUACAUCCUAACCCUGAGGCAAUACAACAGGAAGUCAGUCAGCAGAAACCUGAACAAGACCAGAGGCAAAGUCCAUCACCUUGUACAACGAAGAAUCACCAUCUGGAAAUGAUGCACCAUCAAGCAUGGCUUUACAAUAUGAGGAUGCAGAGCAUUGCUCAAAGAACAGCAAGGGCGUUGCUUGACUACGCCAUCACAGCUGAUCCUCGGAUGCUGCUCGCUGUACAACGACACCUGACAGCAGCACAGGAUGAAAAUGGAGACACACCAUUGCAUUUGGCAAUCAUCCAUCAGCAGACAUCAGUGAUUCAGGAGCUUGUUCAAGUUAUUGCAAGUAUUCCACAACAAAAAGUCCUCAAUAUGAUGAAUAAACUUCACCAGAGUCCACUUCAUCUUGGAAUCAUCACAAAACAGCACAAGGUUGUGGAUUACCUGCUGAGAGCAGGAGCAGAUCCAACCCUCCUGGACCGCUUUGGAAACUCUGUUUUUCACCUUGCCCUCCAAAAUAAGGACGAGCAGAUGGUACAUAUUUUAUUGAAUCACCUUGAUCCUGCUGUAAGCCGUAACUUGCUAAAUACUCCAGACUAUAAUGGAAUGUUCCCUGUUCACCUAGCUGUUAAAAUGAAGAGUGAUAGAUGUCUGAGUCUUCUCAUCCAAAGUGGAGCAAACGUGAAUGCAGCUGAAAGAAAGAGUGGACGGACCCCACUGCAUAUAGCCGUGGAGAUGAACAACACGGGCUUAGCAGUAGAUCUUGUUAAAAAGUUUGCAGCAAAAGUCAACAGUCGCACUUUCGCUGGAAAUACCCCGCUUCACUUUGCUGCUUGUGCAGGAUCACCAGUGCUCACCAAAAUGUUGCUGAAUGCAGGAGCCGAUGUGAGGGCAGAAAAUGAUGAUCCAGUGUCUUCAUCAGAGGACAGCAGUGAUCAAUACACAGACUCUGAAGAAGACACAGAAACAUUAGAUGAAGAGGAAGGACAAGAUGAUGAGAUGGAAGAAGACCAAGGUGCUGAAAGGCAAACCAAGCCAGUGCCACUAGGACAAAUGGACAAGAAUACAGAUAGUUCAACAGAAAUGGAUAUUGAUUCUGAUACAGACUCUGAGUCAAAUGAGACAAGCCACAAUCAUGGACACACACCAUUUGACCUUGCAAAAAGUCAAAAAGUACGAGAUAUUUUAAGAGUUGGAUCACAAGGUUGCAGUAUGGAACACAGUGGCCAAUCAACAUCCAAACAAGCUGAUCUGUUUAUAGAAGAAGAGACGCUGCAUAAACUGGAGAGACUUCUGGACAAGGAGCCUCCUGGCUCUGACUGGGCAGAAUUGGCAAAACAUUUGGGACUUCAGAGUUUAGUGGAAACCUAUAAACAUACUGAAUCUCCCAUCAGAAGUCUUUUAAAGAAUUAUGAGCUUGCAGGUGGAACUGUUAUAAAACUGAUGGAUGCCCUCACUUUCAUGGGGUUACACACGGGAGUGGACAUUCUCAGACAUCAUAAGCCGGACGAUAAACCACAGUGCACAGAGUCCAAUGCAGAUAGUGCGUAUGGAAGCCAGUCAAAUGAAGAUGCAAAGUGUAGGUCGGCAGAAUCUGAGGGCAGUCUACCAGUGACAGAGAAAAUGAGUGAAAUGAAUAUCAAAACCACUCCAUCUACUCAAGCACCCAGCUUCCUCUCUCAGACUCCUCAGCAACAAGUGCACUAAAUUAAACUUCAAACAGAAUAAAAUCUGUGCUGAUUGGCAGCCAGACUGAAUGGCUAACGCUUUCACAAAACUGCUGUCAGAAGAGUUUGGGACAGCAGCAUUUUGGGACUGAUUUGCACUGCCAUUCUUUCUUCCAACACUUUGGCCUAAACGCUGCAUAGCUGCUGAAAAGUCACGAACCUAAAGACAUUUGUGAGGAAGAGUGGUGAAUUCUUAUCAGAGAGAACAUUUUGUCAUUUUAAAAACAAUAUUUAAGUAUUUAUCAGCUUCUGUCAUCGCUCUUUAUCAGUUACGUAUAUUUUCAUUUAAAGGGUUGACUGACAGAGCGAGUAGUUUAUUUGCACCCAUAUUUUUUUUAGAUCUUUUUUUGUGUCGGAAUAUUUUUCUACAGUCUUUUGUCUUGCUUCACAAAAGAAUUAAAUCUUUUAAAGCUGUG